UCAUUUUUUGUCUUUUAAGAUAAAGUCAGUGGUUCUGGCAAUAACUCUGAUAUGAUGGAAAACAGCAGGGAAGAGGGAGCUAGCUCUGCAGAAAAAUCCAAAUCAUCAGGAUCAUCACGAUCAAAGAGGAAACCUUCAAUUGUAACAAAGUAUGUAGAAUCUGAUGAUGAAAAACCUUUGGAUGAAACUGUAAAUGAAGAUGCUUCUAAUGAAAAUUCAGAAAAUGAUAUUACUAUGCAAAGCUUGCCAAAAGGUACAGUGAUUGUACAACCAGAGCCAGUGCUGAAUGAAGACAAAGAUGAUUUUAAAGGGCCUGAAUUUAGAAGCAGAAGUAAAAUGAAAACUGAAAAUCUCAAAAAACGCGGAGAAGAUGGGCUUCAUGGGAUUGUGAGCUGUACAGCUUGUGGACAACAGGUCAAUCAUUUUCAAAAAGAUUCCAUUUAUAGACAUCCUUCACUGCAAGUACUUAUUUGUAAGAAUUGCUUUAAAUAUUACAUGAGUGAUGAUAUUAGCCGUGACUCAGAUGGAAUGGAUGAACAGUGUAGAUGGUGUGCAGAAGGUGGAAACUUAAUUUGUUGUGACUUUUGCCAUAAUGCCUUCUGUAAGAAGUGCAUUCUUCGCAACCUUGGUCGAAAGGAGCUGUCUACAAUAAUGGAUGAAAACAACCAAUGGUAUUGCUACAUUUGUCACCCAGAGCCUUUGUUGGACUUGGUCACGGCGUGUAACAGCGUGUUUGAAAACUUAGAACAGUUGUUGCAACAAAAUAAGAAGAAGAUAAAAGUUGACAAUGAAAAGAGUAGUAAAGUAUAUGAUCAUGCACCCAGAUUUUCUCCAAAGAAGAACAGUCCAAAUUGUAAUGGAGAAGAAAAGAAGUUAGAUGAUUCAUAUUCUGGUUCUGUAACCUACUCUUACUCAGCACUAAUUGUGCCCAAGGACAUGAUUAAGAAGACAAAAAAACUGAUUGAGACUACUGCCAACAUGAAUUCCAGUUACGUUAAGUUUUUGAAGCAGGCAACAGAUAAUUCAGAAAUCAAUUCCGCUACAAAGUUACGUCAGCUUAAGGCUUUUAAGUCUGUGUUGGCUGAUAUCAAGAAAGCUCAUCUUGCAUUAGAAGAAGAUUUGAAUUCAGAGAUUCACACUUUGGAUGCUGUAAACAAAGAGAAAAAUACCAAAGAGCAUAAAGUCAUAGAUGCUAAGUCUGAAACAAAAGUAAGAAAAGGAGAAAAACCUUGUGUUUUGGAAAGGAAGGAUAUUUCAAAAUCAGAAGGUAAACUGUCAAGAAAGCAGGUAGAUAGUGAGCAUGUGGGUCAGAGUGUUGCAGUAGAGGAACAAAGAGCACAUAAAAAUGCCAGUACUGAACAUAAGAAAUCUGAUAAAAAAGAACCUCAGUAUGAACCUACUAAUACUUCCGAAGACUUAGACAUGGAUAUUGUGUCUGUUCCUUCCUCAGUUCCAGAAGACAUUUUUGAGAAUCUUGAGACUGCUAUGGAAGUUCAGAGUUCAGCAGAUUAUCAGGGAGAUGGCAACAGUGGAACUGAGCAAGAACUGGAGACUUCUGUAAAAUUAAAUAUUACUUCAAAAGACAACAGAGGAGGUAUUAAAUCAAAAACAACAGCUAAAGUAACAAAAGAAUUAUAUGUUAAACUCACCCCUGUUUCCCUUUCUAUUUCCCCAAUUAAAGGUGCUGAUUGUCAGGAAGUUCCACAAGAUAAAGAUAGCUAUAAAAGUUCUUGUCUGAAUCCUAAGCCAGAGAACUGUGAACUUGGACAGGAAAAGAAUGAUAAUGAGCAUUUGGCUAAAAGUGAAGUUCCGUUACUUUCAGAAGAAUCUGAUCUUCGAAGAUCCCCGCGUGUAAAGACGACACCUUUGAGGCGACAGACAGAAAACAACCGUACAACAUCUAAUUCGGAUGAAGAAAAUAAUGAAACACUUAAGGAGCAGCAAAAACUUUCGGUCCCAGUGAGAAAAAAGGAUAAGCGGAAUUCUUCUGACACUGCUAUAGAUAAUCCUAAACCUAAUAAAUUGCCUAAAUCUAAGCAGUCAGAGAUUGUGGAUCACAUUUCAGAUUCUGAUGAAAUGCUGGCAAUCCUCAAAGACGUGCCCAGUAUGAGUCACAGUUCUUCAGAUACUGAUAUUAAUGAACCUCAUACAAAUAAUGAGAAGACUUUUUAUUCAAAGAUUCAAAGAGGGAAAGAUGAUAAAAGAAAAAGGAAACGAAAAAGUUCUACUUCUGGCUCAGAUUUUGAUAUUAAGAAAGGUAAAUCAGUUAAAAAGGCUAUAAUUUCUAAAAAGAAACGGCAAAACCAGUCUGAAUCUUCUAAUUAUGACUCAGAAUUAGAAAAAGAGAUAAAGAGUAUGAGUAAAAUUGGGACUGCCAGAACAACCAAAAAAAGAGUUCCAAAUAAAGAAGAUUAUGAUUCUUCUGAAGAUGAAAAACACAGCAAAAAAGGAAUGGAUGAUCAAGGUCAUAAAAGUUUGAGGACUGCACAGGAAGGAUCAUCUGAUGAUGCUGAAAGGAAACAAGAGAGAGAGAAUUUCUCUUCAGCAGAAGGCACAGUUGAUAAAGACAAGACCAUCAUGGAACUGAGAGAUCGCCUCUCUAAGAAGCAGCAGCCCAAUGUUUCCUUAGAGAGUGCUGAUAAGCUUUGUUCUGGGAAAGAGGAGAGUUUUAAUUCUUCAGAAGAUAAAAUGGUUGCUGAAUCUAAAGGAAAGAGUAAGCACCAGCGAACCAGAAUGGGUAAGAAAAUACUGGGUGGCUUAUGUGAUGUUGCUGAGAAGUUCUCAGAGAAAGAACAGAGUGAUGAAUCCUCUGAAGAUGAUAACAAGCAGAGCAAAAAGGCAGUGGAAGAAAAAGAAAAGAAAACUGCAGACUUGAAUAAAAAAGUAAUUAAGAUGGAACAAGAGUAUGAAUCAUCAUCUGAUAGUACUGAGAAAUUACCUGAGGGAGAAGAAAUUUGUCACUUUCCUAAAAGCAUAAAACAAAAUAAGAGCUCAGCUGAUGGGGAAAAGAAAUGCAAAAAAAUAAAAGAUAAAGCUUCUAAAAAGAAGGGUGAAUUAUCUGAUAAUUCUGAGAAGUUACCAGGAAAAAGAGAAAGUUGUGACUCUUCAGAAGAUAAGAGAAGUAAGAAUGGAACAUCCAGUAGAGAGAAGAAAAGGUUCAACUUGCCUGAAAAGAGUUCGAGGAAGAGACAGGAUUGUUCAUCAUCUGAUACUGAAAAAUAUUCCAUGAAAGAAGAUGGUUGUGAUUUUUCUGAUAAGAGACCAAAAAGAAUAGAAUUAAGGGAAAGAAGGAAUUUAAAUUCAAAUAGAAAUAGCAAGGAAGUACAAAGUGGCUCAUCAUCUUCUGAUGUUGAGGAAAGUUCUGAAGAUAAUAAAAACCUGAAGAAACAAAGAACUUCAGCUAAAAAGAAGGCAGGCAGUAUGAAGGAGAAAAUGAGAAACUCCCUGAGAACAAGCACCAAAAGAAAGCAGGCUGACAUUACUUCCUCAUCUUCUUCUGAUAUAGGAGAUGAUGAUCAGAAAUCUGUAGGUGAGGGGAGCAGUGAUGAGCAGAAAAUUAAGCCUGUGACUGAAAAUUUAGUGCUGUCGUCACAUACUGGAUUUUGUCAAUCUUCAGGAGACGAAGCCUUAUCUAAAUCAGUGCCUGUCACAGUGGAUGAUGACGACGAUGACAAUGAUCCUGAAAAUAGAAUUGCCAAGAAGAUGCUUUUAGAAGAAAUUAAAGCCAAUCUUUCCUCCGAUGAGGAUGGAUCUUCAGAUGAGUCAGAAGAAGGGAAGAAAAGAACUGGAAAACACAAUGAAGAAAACCUUGGAGAUGAGGAAGUAAAAAAUCAAGCCAAUUCUGAAUCAGAUUCAGAUUCUGAAGAAUCUAAGAAGCCAAGAUACAGACAUAGGCUUUUGAGACAUAAGCUGACUCUGAGUGAUGGAGAAUCUGGAGAAGAAAAAAAGAUGAAGCCUAAAGAGCACAAAGAAGCCAAAGGCAGAAAUAGAAGGAAAGUGAGUAGUGAAGAUUCUGAAGAUUCUGAUUUUCAGGAAUCUGGAGUUAGUGAAGAAGUUAGUGAAUCUGAAGAUGAACAACGGCCCAGAACAAGGUCUGCGAAGAAAGCAGAGUUGGAAGAAAAUCAGAGAAGUUACAAACAGAAGAAGAAAAGGCGACGCAUUAAGGUUCAAGAAGACUCAUCCAGUGAAAACAAGAGCAAUUCUGAAGAAGAUAAAGAAGAAGAUGAAGAAGAUGAUGAAGAAGAAGAUGAAAAUGAUGAUUCCAAGUCUCCUGGAAAAGGCAGAAAGAAAAUUCGCAAGAUUCUUAAAGAUGAUAAGCUAAGAACAGAAACACAAAAUGCUCUUAAGGAAGAAGAAGAGAGGCGAAAACGUAUUGCUGAGCGAGAGCGAGAGCGAGAGAAAUUGAGAGAGGUGAUAGAAAUUGAAGAUGCUUCACCGACUAAGUGUCCAAUAACAACAAAGUUGGUUUUAGAUGAAGAUGAAGAAACCAAAGAACCUUUAGUGCAGGUUCAUAGAAAUAUGGUUAUCAAAUUGAAACCACAUCAAGUAGAUGGUGUUCAGUUUAUGUGGGAUUGCUGCUGUGAAUCUGUUAAAAAAACAAAGAAAUCUCCAGGUUCAGGAUGCAUUCUUGCCCACUGCAUGGGCCUUGGUAAAACUUUACAGGUGGUAAGUUUUCUUCAUACGGUUCUUUUGUGUGACAAAUUGGAUUUCAGCACAGCUUUAGUGGUUUGUCCUCUUAAUACUGCUUUGAAUUGGAUGAAUGAAUUUGAGAAGUGGCAGGAGGGAUUAAAAGAUGAUGAGAAGCUUGAGGUCUCUGAAUUAGCAACUGUGAAGCGUCCUCAAGAAAGAAGCUACAUGCUACAGAGGUGGCAAGAAGAUGGUGGUGUUAUGAUCAUAGGCUAUGAGAUGUACAGAAAUCUUGCUCAAGGAAGGAAUGUGAAGAGUAGGAAACUUAAAGAAAUAUUUAACAAAGCAUUGGUUGAUCCAGGACCUGACUUUGUUGUUUGUGAUGAAGGCCAUAUUCUAAAAAAUGAAGCAUCUGCUGUUUCAAAAGCUAUGAAUUCUAUACGAUCAAGGAGGAGGAUUAUUUUAACGGGAACACCACUUCAAAAUAACCUAAUUGAGUAUCAUUGCAUGGUUAACUUUAUCAAAGAAAAUUUGCUUGGAUCCAUUAAGGAAUUCAGGAAUCGGUUUAUAAAUCCAAUCCAAAAUGGUCAGUGUGCAGAUUCUACCAUGGUAGAUGUCAGAGUAAUGAAAAAACGUGCUCACAUUCUCUAUGAAAUGUUAGCUGGAUGUGUUCAGAGGAAAGAUUAUACAGCAUUAACAAAGUUUUUGCCUCCAAAGCAUGAGUAUGUUUUAGCUGUGAGAAUGACUCCUAUUCAGUGCAAACUCUAUCAGUACUACUUAGAUCACUUAACAGGCGUAGGUAAUAGCAGUGAAGGUGGAAGAGGAAAGGCAGGUGCAAAACUUUUCCAAGAUUUUCAAAUGUUAAGUAGAAUCUGGACUCAUCCAUGGUGUUUGCAGCUGGACUACAUUAGUAAAGAAAAUAAGGGAUAUUUUGAUGAAGACAGUAUGGAUGAAUUUAUAGCUUCAGAUUCGGAUGAAACCUCCAUGAGUUUAAGCUCUGAUGAUUAUACAAAAAAGAAAAAAGCAAAGGGGAAAAAGGGAAAAAAAGAUAGUAGCUCAAGUGGAAGUGGCAGUGACAAUGAUGUUGAAGUGAUUAAAGUCUGGAAUUCAAGAUCUCGAGGAGGUGGUGAAGGAAAUGUGGAUGAAACAGGAAACAAUCCCUCAGUUUCUUUAAAACUGGAAGAAAGUAAAGCUACUUCUUCUUCUAAUCCAAGCAGCCCAGCUCCAGACUGGUACAAAGAUUUUGUUACAGAUGCUGAUGCUGAGGUUUUAGAGCAUUCUGGAAAAAUGGUACUUCUCUUUGAAAUUCUUCGAAUGGCAGAGGAAAUUGGGGAUAAAGUCCUUGUUUUCAGCCAAUCUCUCAUAUCUCUGGACUUGAUUGAAGAUUUUCUUGAAUUGGCUAGUAGGGAGAAGACAGAAGAUAAAGAUAAGCCUCUCAUUUAUAAAGGUGAAGGGAAGUGGCUCAGAAACAUUGACUAUUACCGUUUAGAUGGCUCUACAACUGCUCAGUCAAGGAAAAAAUGGGCUGAAGAAUUUAAUGAUGAAACUAAUGUGAGAGGGCGAUUAUUUAUCAUUUCCACCAAAGCAGGAUCUCUUGGAAUUAAUCUGGUAGCUGCUAAUCGAGUGAUCAUAUUUGAUGCUUCUUGGAAUCCAUCUUAUGACAUCCAGAGUAUAUUCAGAGUUUAUCGCUUUGGACAGACUAAACCUGUGUAUGUAUAUAGGUUCUUAGCUCAGGGAACCAUGGAAGAUAAGAUUUAUGAUCGGCAAGUAACUAAGCAGUCACUGUCUUUUCGAGUUGUUGAUCAGCAGCAAGUUGAACGUCAUUUUACCAUGAAUGAGCUGACUGAACUUUAUACUUUUGAGCCAGACUUACUAGAUGACCCUAAUUCAGAAAAGAAGAAGAAAAGGGAUACUCCCAUGCUGCCAAAGGACACCAUACUUGCAGAACUUCUUCAAAUACAUAAAGAACACAUUGUAGGAUAUCAUGAACAUGAUUCUCUUUUGGACCACAAAGAAGAAGAAGAGUUGACUGAAGAAGAAAGAAAAGCAGCUUGGGCUGAAUAUGAAGCAGAGAAGAAGGGACUGACCAUGCGUUUCAACAUACCAACUGGGACCAAUUUACCCCCUGUCAGUUUUAACUCUCAAACUCCUUAUAUUCCUUUCAAUUUGGGAGCCCUAUCAGCAAUGAGUAAUCAACAGCUGGAGGACCUCAUUAAUCAAGGAAGAGAAAAAGUUGUGGAAGCAACAAACAGUGUGACAGCAGUGAGGAUUCAGCCUCUUGAAGAUAUAAUUUCAGCUGUAUGGAAGGAAAACAUGAACCUCUCAGAGGCCCAGGUACAGGCAUUAGCAUUAAGUAGACAAGCCAGCCAGGAGCUUGAUGUCAAACGAAGAGAGGCAAUCUACAAUGACGUGUUGACAAAACAACAGAUGUUAAUCAGCUGUGUUCAACGAAUACUUAUGAACCGAAGGCUCCAGCAACAGUACAAUCAGCAGCAGCAGCAGCAAAUGACUUAUCAACAAGCAACACUGGGUCACCUCAUGAUGCCAAAGCCUCCAAAUUUAAUCAUGAAUCCUUCUAACUACCAGCAGAUUGAUAUGAGAGGAAUGUAUCAGUCCGUGGCUGGUGGUAUGCAGCCACCACCAUUACAACGUGCGCCACCCCCAAUGAGAAGCAAAAAUCCAGGACCCUCCCCAGGGAAAUCAAUGUGAUUUUGCACUAAAAGCUUAAAAGAUUGUUAAAAUCAUAGAAAGAUCUUUUAUUUUUUUAGGAAUCAAUGACUUAACAGAACUCAACUGUAUAAAUAGUUUGGUCCCCUUAAAUGCCAAUCUUCCAUAUUAGUUUUAAAUUUUUUUUAAUAGGGCAUACCAUUUCUUCCUGACAUUUGUCAGUGAUGUUGCCUAGAAUCUUCUUACACACAUUUGGUACAGAAGAUCUUUCAAAUUGUUUUCAGUGAAAACAAGUCCUUCCAUAACAGUAACAACUCCACAGGUUUCCUCUCUAAAUUUUUAUGCCUGCUUUUAGUGACCAUAAAAUUGUCAUAAAUUAUUGAAUUUAUGAAAGAAUACUGAUUUAUAUAUUCAUUCUUUACAUAUAAAAACACACAGCUGAGUUCUUAGAGUUGAUUCCUCAAGUUAUGGAAUACUUUUGUACUUAUCCAUUUCUUGACUAAAGUGAUUGAAAUGGUUUUAAUGUUCUUUUGACUGAAGUCUGAAACUGGGCUCCUGCUAUAUCAUCUCUGUGACUGAAAGUUAGAAACUAAGGGUUGGUUAUCUUUGACACAGAAUUGUGUGCAAUAUUGUUAAAUACUACUGCUCUAAAACUGGGAGGAGUCUUACAGUUAUCUUAGCAUUGUAUAAACAGCCUUAAGUACAGCAUAAGAAGAGAAUUCUUUUUCUUCUUUAGUCUUUUCUGCCAUUUUUAUUUUCAGUUAUAUGUGCUGAAAUAAUUACUGGUAAAAUUUCAGGGUCGUGGAUUAUCUUCCACACUUGAAUUUUCUCUCUCCUGGCACUAAUAUAAGGCACAUCUCUUAACUGCUUGGUGCCAGUGCUAGUGCUUCAUCCUGUUGCUGGCAGUGGGAUGUGGACUAACAAAAUCAAGUUCUAGCAUUUUAGGAAGUUAAGGAUGACAUUGUGGUUGUUAGCUUCACACCCUGUUUUAUAAACAACAUCAAAAUGGCAGAACCAUUGCUGACUUUAAGUUCACAUGGGGAAUAUGCUUUAAAACAAUUCCCAGUACUGUCAGUAUUGUGAAGUAAUUCCUCCUAAAGAUAAGGAUCACUGGCUUCUAUGCGCUUCCUCUUCUUUUUUCUCAUCAGUAUGUUCUUUUUCCCCAACUGUAUUUUCUUACAUAAAUUAUGUUUUAAAGCUCAAUUUUUUUUUUUAGUUUAGAUCUGUGAGGCAAUUUUCUAAUCAAAAUUCACCUAAUGCCCUUUUAUGAGGUUUUACAUUGUUGUUUUUCUUAAUCCAGGCUUGUAAAAAUGACCUAUAUGCUUAUUCAUGUACAAAUUUGGUUGCUUGAGUUUCUUAAAGAAAAAGAUUGUUAGACUAUGAGAGUCAACUCAACAUGGCGAAACCAUUUUUGAGAUGGCGAUGUAACAUGUAGUGGAAAUGGCUAACAAAUUCCAAAAAAAAAAAAGCUGGGUGGAGGAUUUGCUUGAGGUAUCACUGAGUUAGAAUGUGUUUAACAUUAGCUAAAACUGUUUUGAGUUGUUUGGACGAUUAAGAGAUGUCCACUUUUAUCUUGAAAGAACUAGUGGUAGAACAUUCAAGAGUACUAAGUUUGUCAUAUAGAAUUUUGAGGUUUGGUGGAUCCACCCUCCACCUUCCCAUAUUUGGAUAUUAUGCCAGCCAUAUAAUCAAACUUAUUUCACUAGGGGGAUGUGUUUUUACUUUAGAAGAAAUGAAAAAGACAAGAUUUAUGAAAUAAAUAUUUGAAGACAAUAUACUCUGGCCAGCUGUUAUCAGUUGGUAUUGCUAGAAGUCCAGAAUAUUUUAAACCUGAUUUAUUCAACCUGGGAACUUUCACCACGGUCUGAUUACUUGCUCAAAGACAUAGAUGUCAAAAUUUUAGGCAACCUUCUAAACCUUGAGUGAAAUCAUAAAUGAAAUUAUUACUUAAAGAGUAAUACAUAGAAAGGUUAAUUGGAAAUAGUUUGGGAUAAAACUUGGAUCACUUUGCAUACAAUCUUCACUUGACAUUUUAGCUACAUAAUAUGUACUUUGAGUAUAACAUCAAGCUUUAACAAAUAUUUAAAGAUAAAGUCAUGUCAAUAAGAUACUAAAAGGCUCAUUUUUAUAUUUGUUUUAGAUGUUUUAAAUAGUUGCAAUGGCUUAAAAAAAUGAUGAUUUAAAAUGUUGCUUGUAAUACAGUUUUGCCUGCUAAAUUCUCCACAUUUUGUAACCUGUUUUAUUUCUUCGGGUGUAAAGCGUUUUUGCUUAGUAUUGUGAUAUUGUAUAUGUUUUGUCCCAGUUGUAUAGUAAUGUUUCAGUCCAUCAUCCAGCUUUGGCUGCUGAAAUCAUACAGCUGUGAAGACUUGCCUUUGUUUCUGUUAGACUGCUUUUCAGUUCCGUAUUGAGUAUCUUAAGUACUGUAGAAAAGAUGUCACUUCUUCCUUUAAGGCUGUUUUGUAAUAUAUAUAAGGACUGGAAUUGUGUUUUUAAAGAAAAGCAUUCAAGUAUGACAAUAAUACUAUCUGUGUUUUCACCAUUCAAAGUGCUGUUUAGUAGUUGAAACUUAAACUAUUUAAUGUCAUUUAAUAAAGUGACCAAAAUGUGUUGUGCUCUUUA
Molecule: messenger RNA, 9912 nt
Organism: Odocoileus virginianus texanus
Lineage: Eukaryota; Metazoa; Chordata; Mammalia; Artiodactyla; Cervidae
Source: RefSeq, a predicted model, not a curated record